UUCAAUUAAUGGCGACGUGGCAGGACGACAGGCUGGGGGGCGAGGGAGGAUUGAGACAGAACGGUUCGUUUUGAACUUUCAACAACGACCUGUUCGACCUCGUAAAACUUGCGAGUAUUAAGCAAAGCCGAAUUUGCGUGGCACUCGAUGGCUCCUCAAACAAUGUCGUUUCCAUCUUCAACUGAAAGCAAUCUGGUGCCUAUUCGACAACUCCUAUUACUGAUGUUCACCAUGUGGGAUUAGUCUUUGGAAUGUGCUUACGACAAAUUGUUUAUGCAAUUGGAGCAACCAAUCUAAAUUUGGUUUAUCUACCAAGCUCGUGGAGAAGAAUUUUUUCCCCAAGCAUUUGGGAUCUGGAAAAACAGAUGGCACAAAAAGUGUUGAUGCUUUCAUUUCGUGUUCAUAUAGUGCAGAGAAAGAUCCAUGUGGACCUUCCAACAGAAAACUAACUGAAGCAAGUGUAAUUUAUUGCGUAGCUCCUGCCAUGGGGCAUAACCAGGAGUCACAUCCAGAAUCUAACUUUAGAGUUCCAGCUAUUGUGAGUGCGCUUGAAAAGAUGGAGCUUACUUCCAAGGUAUCAAACACAUUUCGUGGCUCAAGGAUCAUUGAACAAAAAUUCAGACCUGCUACGGUAGAUGAUAUUGCAAGUGUUCAUGCAAGUGCUUAUGUGUCAGGUCUCAAGAAGGCAGUGGACCAGACUUCACAAAAUGGCAUAAUUUUCAUUGAUGGCUCUGGACCAACAUAUGCCACUUCAACUACAUUCCAGGAUUCCUUAAUUGCUGCUGGGGCAGGAAUAUCCUUGGUUGACUCUGUGGUGGCAGCAUCAAAGAGCAGCCGGGAUCCACCCACAGGUUUUGCUCUGAUACGACCACCGGGCCAUCAUGCAAUUCCAAAGGGGCCUAUGGGAUUUUGUGUUUUUGGAAAUGUGGCCAUUGCAGCUCGUUAUGCUCAACGUCAUCAUGGAUUAAAGCGUGUGUUCAUCAUUGAUUUUGAUGUUCACCAUGGGAAUGGAACAAAUGAUGCAUUUUAUGAUGAUCCAGACAUAUUCUUCCUUUCCACUCACCAAGAUGGAAGCUAUCCAGGUACAGGUAAAAUUGAUGAGGUAGGAUAUGGAAAUGGUGAAGGAGCAACUCUAAAUCUACCUCUUCCAGGAGGUUCAGGUGAUACUGCCAUGCGGAUUGUGUUUGAUGAAGUCAUCGCACCGUGUGCUCAAAGGUUCAAACCAAAUAUAAUUCUAGUAUCAGCUGGUUAUGAUGCGCACGUAUUGGACCCUCUAGCCAGUCUACAAUUUACUACAGGAACAUAUUACAUGCUUGCAUCCAACAUUAAACGACUCGCAAAAGAUUUAUGUGGUGGUCGUUGUGUGUUUUUCUUGGAAGGAGGAUACAACCUCAAAUCUCUUUCAUAUUCAGUUGCAGACUCAUUUCGUGCUUUUCUUGGGGAGAAAAGCUUAGCAUCUAAGUUUGACGAUCCUGCCAUUUUGUAUGAAGAACCAUCAAGCAAGCUGAAGCAAGCAGUUCAGAGAGUGAAACACAUACACUCGCUGUGAAGACAUUUAUAGUGUCAACUCUGAUCAAAGAUGGUGAACGUAGUCUCCUUUGUUUGUGAAACUGUUUUGCUUUCAUAGGAUGAUUAGCAUGUGUUGUAGAGUACUAUUUGGCAUGCAUAGUAUCAGAGUUACAUGUUAUUGGUACGAGAACUAGCUCAAAACGUUUUUAUUAUUUUCUUAUUUUCUUAUUUUCUUUGUCCAUUUUUUUUGCAUAUUUUGGUUGAUGUACAUAUGCAGACCAAUAAAUUGUGUGGUUUACCAAUAAGAAUGAAUGUGUUUUCGUCAA
Malania oleifera is the source of this 1835-nucleotide messenger RNA. Its product is annotated as histone deacetylase 14, chloroplastic. The transcript is spliced from 10 exons. Gene Ontology annotation, molecular function: histone deacetylase activity. Bases 485 to 1549 code for a protein of 354 amino acids. The record is from RefSeq and is a predicted model, not a curated record. Gene Ontology annotation, cellular component: histone deacetylase complex. Gene Ontology annotation, biological process: chromatin organization. NCBI's taxonomy places the organism in Eukaryota, Viridiplantae, Streptophyta, Magnoliopsida, Santalales, Ximeniaceae.